AUGUUUUCGUAUAUCAUGCACUAAUGUAAAACAUUUUAAAUGUGCUCAAGAGUUAGGGAAAAAGAAGUGCCGGUAACGCAUACAUGGACGAUUUUACUUUUGUAUUUCUCCGGUUACGGCCAGCCCGAAUUUCAAUGUGAAAAUGAUCUGCUGGUAUAUUAGUUAGACGAAAAAAUGUCUUUACAAUGAACUGCGUGCUAUGUAAAUUACGCACAGUGUUAGGCCGAAUAUGAGACAAAAUCGACGUCGGAUUUCACGGAGACUAGCAAUGGUAAUUUUACUGUAAUCACUGCGACUUCCUAUGGCAGAAGCAUGAGUGAAACUGUAGGCGCCCUUUUACCGGUGAAAGAGCGUCAACGACCAAUUGUCGAUGAGGCCAAUCGAACAGUGUACUGCCCCGAUGAAGGAAAAGAUCGGCCUGCCUGUCAAGUCCGCAUGAUUCCCGGGAGUAAUCUUGCAUUAAAAAGACUCAUCGAAGUUACUGAUAAGGAUUAUACCAAGGCGCUGCUCGCACCAAUUCUGAUGUCGUGUCGGGGCUGUUCGAAAUCAUUCCCUGGAGUCGCUCGACUAACUGAGAUGCUUAUGCAUCUUGAUUCGAAACAGCAUUCGAAGACAUGUGGCGUCCCUGUCGAAGAAAAUCCUUUGUACCAAAUGGCACUUGAAGCUACUGCAGCGAAGAAGAAGACUGCUGAAGCUGAAGGAUUGAUGCAACUCACAUAAAAUAAAUUAGGGUUAUUCUAAUUAUGAUAACUAGUUGUGUUAUAUAAUCCGAACUCUGGCUCGAGUUAUCCGCGCGAUUUUCAGUGGGAGGAGCGUCGUGGAGCUAGGAUUUCAACGAACUGCUUCGUCUGAAGCUUGAAAGCUAACACCUGGCUACUUCAUUGAAUGAAGGUUGUUCACAAGACAGCUCACAAUCAGACAAGCCAUCGUGUAGAUUAAGAGGUUGUUUGUAUAUAUAGAUUUAUGUCGAUGCGGUUGCAUUAUCAUACGCAGUAGGUAGGUACAGAAUCAGCAAAGGCUCAAAGUGAACUCAGCUUAAGUCAACGAGUUGUCAUCAAUAAUAAUAUAUCUAUAUCAGAUAUAUAACUGGCUGACUAUUUUGUUUUUACGUCAGGUAAAACAUGAGCAGGUUCAACAAAAGUAUGCUAUUAUUAUGAUCAGGAACAUCAAGAUUGGAGUCCGUGUACGAUAUGAGGCGAAUAGAAAAUAAAUAAGUUGUGCAUUGUGCGUAUU
This is a messenger RNA of Varroa destructor (honeybee mite), 1233 nucleotides long. RefSeq lists its product as uncharacterized. NCBI's taxonomy places the organism in Eukaryota, Metazoa, Arthropoda, Arachnida, Mesostigmata, Varroidae. The record is from RefSeq and is a predicted model, not a curated record.